UCUCUCCCCGCCGCAGUGGGAGAGGAAGUCAAACCGAGUAGAGGCGCUACCGUGUUAGCAAUAAAAAAAUAAAUAAAAACAUAUAGAUAGAUAAAUGUACAGCAAGGAGGGUCUUUAAACGAACAUGUGUCAUAUUUGUACUUGGGGACGACACCUUUAACCUAAAGGAGCGGGCUCCGUGGACUGAGGCAGCGGAGGGAGACUGCUGCUCCUCAGGCAGAGAGAGAGAGAGAGAGAGGGGGGGGGAGAGAGGCUCCCCGAUCACCGACAGCCUGAGAGCAGGAACCGCACACUGGCUGAAACAACGACCUGCUUUUACUUCUUCUGAGGAGAUUCCCCCUCCAAAAAAAGGUGGAAUAGUGUUUCUUUAUUCGGUGCUGAAGGAAUCCAGCCGCAUCCUGAACCAUCGCCGCCUUAACGGUCAUUAACCUGGGCUCACCGCCGCGCUGCCUGCCUUCCUCCCCCGGUCCCCGCCAGCCCAGAGACUGCCUCUAUGCGCUGGCUCCUGGAGCUCCUCAACCAGCCAUGGACUGUUUUUAUUAUCUUUACUGAUAUUUUUCUCCCGGAGUUCCCGGACCGCGGGGGGCUGUUCCUCGGAAGUGCAGCCAGACUUCCCCAAUAACAGGGAGACGGAAGCAGCCGUUAGCGGCUUUAUUUUAGGCAAACUGCGGCAUGGUUUGGGAGCAGCGCCGCUGUUAGCCAACCAGCCUGCGGUAGACAGUCGGCUGAUCCUGGGGGAACAUUUUAAUGAAGCCUGGCUGCUUCUUUAGCCUCCUGGCUAACAGCUUCACAUUCAGCUAACUAGCAUCCUGGCUAACUAGCACCCGAACAUCGGCAGGAGGCUACAGCGCGUUAGCUCCACGGCGCGUGGAUUUGGGCUGUGAUUAGUUCAUCGGGGCCGCUGUGGAUUUUAGAGCAAAAAAACCGCUGAAGGUGUUUUUAUCCGCGUGUUUUUUUUUACCAACAGUAUCUUUGGCGUGAUUUGUGCGCCGCGCGCGGAGAACUUCAACCGUAACAGGAAGGAAGCGAGAGAAAAAAAGGACAAGAAACCCUGAAGGAUUGAAAUCAUCAUGACUGCUGCCCGUUUUUCACCGUCAGACCGCCCGGGCUCAUCUGUACCAACAACCGCUUAGGAUAAACAUCUAUUUUUGUUUAAACCCCGUCCUAGAAGGCCUCCUGGAAAUCACCCCCCUCCCUCCUAAAUGUGAUGCUUUGAGCAAAACGAGCCACACGUGUCUCUGUUUGUUUGCCGUGAGGCCAAAGAAGCGAUCGAGUCACAAUUGUGCACAUUUCACUAAAAGUGAAACAAUUUCACCAUCUGAAGGGGCAGGAGGACCGAGGAGUGAAACCCCAUGAGGACCUGGACCAGAACCGAUCCUUUGGACGCGGUUUUCAGCAGGGAAUCCCGGGAGACGCGCAGGAUUUGACAGCUGUCCCCUAACGGAACUAGCCCCCCCCCCCGGACAGAGGCUGCAGCUCACCGCCUGAUCUCAUCUGUUGACCCCCGUCCACCUGAAUGCCCCCCCACCCACCUCCUGCAUGAUUUUAUUUCUUAUUUCUAAAUGAUGGUGGCUUGUGGUUAGCAGCCACAGAGAGACACGAUUCCGCUUCCUCCAGACCCCCCCUCCCCUUUACCACCCCCCCACCCGGCAUCUGCUAGAAGGAACACAAACAAAAAACACUUUUUUUUAAUCCCUCCUAAAUAAUUUUUAAAAAGCACCACAGGAAGCCUGAUUGUUCUACUAGUUUGUUCGUCCAAAGGGUGGAAACAUGGCGGACCUGGAAGCGGUGCUCGCCGAUGUCAGCUACUUGAUGGCGAUGGAGAAGAGCAAAUCUACUCCUGCGGCACGCGCCAGUAAGAAGAUCAUCCUCCCUGAGCCCAGCAUUCGCAGUGUGAUGCAGAAAUACCUGGAGGAAAGAGAUGAACUCACUUUUGACAAAAUUUUCAACCAGAAAAUUGGCUUCCUGCUGUUUAAGGACUUCUGUAUGAACGAGAUCGACGAGGCUGUGCCUCAGCUCAAGUUCUACGAAGAAAUCAAGGAGUACGAGAAGCUGGACUCGGAGCAGGAGCGCCUGAGCCGCAGCCGGCAGAUUUAUGACGUCUACAUCAUGAAGGAGCUGCUGUCCUGCUCACAUCCAUUUUCCAAGAAGGCGGUGGACCAUGUGCAGAGUCAUCUGGCAAAGAAACAGGUCCCACCGACUCUUUUCCAGCCGUACAUCGUGGAGAUCUGCGACAGCCUGCGAUGGAAUAUCUUCCAGAAGUUCAUUGAAAGUGACAAGUUUACUCGGUUCUGCCAGUGGAAGAACGUGGAACUCAACAUUCAUCUGACCAUGAAUGACUUCAGCGUGCAUCGAAUCAUCGGCAGGGGAGGCUUCGGGGAGGUGUACGGCUGCAGGAAGGCCGACACCGGGAAGAUGUAUGCCAUGAAGUGCUUGGACAAGAAGCGGAUCAAAAUGAAGCAGGGCGAGACUCUGGCGCUCAAUGAGAGAAUCAUGCUGUCGUUAGUCAGCACCGGGGACUGCCCCUUCAUCGUCUGUAUGACCUAUGCCUUUCACACUCCCGACAAGCUCUGCUUCAUCCUGGACCUAAUGAACGGGGGGGACUUGCACUACCACCUCUCUCAGCAUGGCGUCUUCAGCGAGAAAGAGAUGCGCUUCUACGCCGCUGAAAUCAUCCUGGGUCUGGAACAUAUGCACAACCGUUUCGUUGUCUACAGGGACCUGAAGCCGGCUAACAUCCUCCUGGACGAACACGGCCACGUUCGGAUCUCGGACCUCGGCCUGGCCUGCGACUUCUCCAAGAAAAAGCCCCACGCUAGUGUUGGGACUCAUGGCUACAUGGCUCCAGAGGUCCUCCAGAAGGGAACGGCGUACGACAGCAGCGCAGACUGGUUCUCUUUGGGCUGCAUGCUCUUCAAACUCCUCAGAGGGCACAGCCCCUUCAGACAGCACAAGACCAAAGACAAACAUGAGAUAGACCGCAUGACGCUGACCAUGAAUGUGGAGCUGCCGGACUCAUUCACCCCAGAGCUAAAAGAUCUCCUGGAGGGGUUGCUGCAAAGGGAUGUGUCCAAGCGGCUGGGAUGCCAGGGCCGAGGAGCACUAGAGGUGAAGGAGCACAUGUUUUUCAAAGGUAUCGACUGGCAGCAGGUGUACCUGCAGAAGUACCCCCCUCCUCUAAUCCCACCCAGGGGAGAGGUGAAUGCUGCCGAUGCUUUUGACAUUGGCUCGUUUGACGAGGAGGACACCAAGGGCAUCAAGCUGCUGGACAGCGACCAGGAGCUGUAUAAGAACUUCCCUCUGGUCAUAUCGGAGCGCUGGCAGCAGGAGGUGGCAGAGACUGUCUACGAGGCCGUCAACCAGGACACCGACAAGAUAGAGGCCCGCAAGAGGGCCAAGAACAAGCAGCUGGGCCACGAGGAGGACUAUGCAUUGGGGAAGGACUGCAUAAUGCACGGCUACAUGCUGAAGCUGGGGAACCCGUUCCUCACCCAGUGGCAGCGCCGCUACUUCUACCUGUUCCCCAACCGAGUGGAGUGGAGGGGAGAGGGCGAGUCACGGCAAAACCUGCUGACGAUGGAGCAGAUCGUGACGGUUGAGGAAACGCAGGUUAAAGACAAGAAAUGCAUUCUGCUGCGCAUCAAAGGAGGGAAGCAGUUCGUUCUUCAGUGUGAGAGUGAUCCUGAGUUUGUGCAGUGGAAGAAAGAGCUGAACGAGACUUUCACAGAAGCACAGAAGCUGCUGCGCCGCGCCCCCAAAGUGAUCGGCAAAGGCCAAGGCGGCGUGGUGGAGCUUUCCAAGCCUCCUCUCACACACCGCAACAGCAACGGGCUGUGAAUCAACGAGCACACACGCAUUUCCACACACACUCACACACACACACUGCGCACCAACUAAUUUCCACAAGACAGCGGCCCCAACUUCACCACGACACGGUGUGUGUACGGACUCAGCAGCCUCAUUCCAACACUGACACCACGAUGAAGAGGAGGAGGUUUAGUAUAAUUUUCUUCUUCAUUGACGCCACUCUGCCAGUCCCAGAGAGAAGGGAGAGGAACUCCAGCCUCCCUUUGAUUGGAUCUCUAAAACAUCCUGAGAGGCUAGAAUGAAAAAGCCUUUGGAUCAGAUGAGCAGGAGGUCCAAUCAAAGGGGAGAACUCCUCCCAGGGGGAUGCGGAAGGGGCGCGGCUACCGGGGAAACCGAACAGAGGAAAACCUGCUGCUCAACUUUAUCCUCUCACCCCUCCUUCUCAGUUACUGAAGUGUGCAAAGUGCCAACAUGGACGUUUUACUUGAGUCACCUGAGCGGCCGGAUGGAGCGCCCCCCCGCAACCCCCACCCCUCUUUGGCAACAGCUCAUCAUUCCAGUCCUGGAAAAGAGGACCACUGACUCUCUUCAGAUAGGCUCCUGUGCAGCUUGUUUCCAUGGUGACCGAGAUUCCAUUGGCUGUCAAACAGCAACGGGUUGCCAGGGGAAACAGGAAGACCAAUGUACCUGGGGAUGCAUAAGCAUGGAUGUAGGCCUGCAGCAGAGCAGAGCAUAUUCAGUGUAUAUAAGCAACCCUUUCUCUGUGCAUCAAUGUUAAAGUCCACUGUGUUUGCAUUGUACUGGGGGGGG
Molecule: messenger RNA, 4617 nt
Organism: Cyprinodon tularosa
Lineage: Eukaryota; Metazoa; Chordata; Actinopteri; Cyprinodontiformes; Cyprinodontidae
Gene: grk3
Product: G protein-coupled receptor kinase 3
Exons: 21
Coding region: 1771-3837 (688 amino acids)
Biological process (GO): protein phosphorylation; G protein-coupled receptor signaling pathway; regulation of signal transduction
Molecular function (GO): ATP binding; G protein-coupled receptor kinase activity; G protein-coupled receptor binding
Source: RefSeq, a predicted model, not a curated record